Dentiscutata erythropus is the source of this 198-nucleotide messenger RNA. The record is from the annotation of a GenBank genome assembly. NCBI's taxonomy places the organism in Eukaryota, Fungi, Glomeromycota, Glomeromycetes, Diversisporales, Gigasporaceae.
AUAUUUAAUCUUUUUGAUGAUGAUGCCACUGGAAAGAUAACUUUCGAAAAUUUAAAACGUGUCGCUAAAGAAUUAGGUGAGGAUAUUACCGAUGAUCAAUUAAGAGAAAUGAUUGAAGAAGCUGACUUGAAUGGCGAUGGUGGUGUUGAUCAAGAUGAGUUUAUUCGUCUCCUUGCAAAGACAAACUUAUCUAAUUAA